AUGUCCUUCGAAGAGAUCAGCUCCGACGCUGCGCCAUCCGUCUCACCAUACUGUCGACCGCUAGAUGGCACCAAAUUGACCUCUUUCCAACCUCCCGCUCCUGCGCUCGUACCGCUUUUCAGGUGCGAAUGUACCGUUGCAUCCGUGCAUAUUGUCGGGCAGACGAGUGUGGGUGUGCGCAAAAUCAUACCGCUAGAGAGUGCAGUGUUGAGGAGCAGGUGAGUGGUCGAUUGCUCCGGCAUUGGAUGAGAGGGUGACGGUGACGCAGCACAACGUAUCAGAAGGGAAUUUUGACAAAGAUGCGAUCGCUCCCACGCGGCUUUGUGCUGGGGGAGGCAUGCAGCGAUGCGACAUCCCCAUUUCACGGCGCUCGCUUGCUGCAGGCAGGAGGGGCCGACUAUUUGCGCACGGACGCAGAAGGUACAGCUUGGCUAGACGCCCGCUACGCCUUUCUCCUCCGCUCAGGUCGCACGCUCUACGUUCAAUCAUCCGGCACUCGCUACGGUCAUUCGGCAGAAGCUGGACAAAAGCUGUUAGAGGGCAAGGAAGAGGUGGAGGUGGGAGAAUAUUGCUUCAGACUGAGACUGAUCUUGGAGUGCGAGGAUGAGCAUGAGGAGAUUAGAAAGGCUUGCAAGAGCCUCGUCAUCGCUUCGGCUGUGAGAGGUACAAGCAGCGUGGUGAGUCACUUGUCAAGCGAGCCGCGCAGCCAGCGCUCGAGUCACGUUGGUCCUCCGGGAAUCUCAGAAGUGACGUUCGAGAAUGCUAAUGAUGAUUUGCUCUCUGUGCCACAAUUUUUUUUUGCGCUGCUCUGUCGUCAAGGUAUACGACGCUUAUCUGGUCCAAUGA
Ceraceosorus bombacis is the source of this 846-nucleotide messenger RNA. The record is from the annotation of a GenBank genome assembly. Lineage: Eukaryota; Fungi; Basidiomycota; Exobasidiomycetes; Ceraceosorales; Ceraceosoraceae.